AUGCUGGACGAAGAGACAGCAUAUGUCUACCGUACAUUCGUGUACUUGGCUGCUUCAGCAUCAGCUGAGUUCUUCGCUGAUAUUGCUCUUUCACCUAUGGAAGCCGCUAAGGUCCGUAUCCAAACCAUGCCUGGUUUCGCCACCACCUUACGUGAAGCGUGGCCCAAGAUGGUCCAAAACGAAGGCUACGGCACCUUCUACAAAGGUUUAGUCCCACUGUGGGGUCGCCAGAUCCCAUACACCAUGAUGAAGUUUGCCAGCUUCGAAAAGACCGUCGAACUUUUGUACAAGCAUGUAGUUCCAAAGCCCCGUGACCAGUGCUCAAAGGCUGAGCAGUUGGUGGUGACAUUCGCUGCCGGUUACAUCGCUGGUGUCUUCUGUGCCAUUGUCUCCCACCCUGCUGAUACUGUUGUAUCCAAGCUUAACCAGGACAGAACGGCGACAAUUGGAUCCAUUGUCGGUAAGCUAGGCAUGGCUGGAGUAUGGAAGGGACUUGGACCCAGGAUUGUGAUGAUCGGUACCCUCACCGCUCUGCAAUGGUUCAUCUAUGACGCAGUCAAGGUAACGCUACGUAUGCCCAGACCGCCACCAGCUGAGAUGCCAGAAUCUAUGCGAAAGCGAUUAGAAGCUGAGUCUGCUGCGAAAUCAGAGUGA
Arctia plantaginis is the source of this 654-nucleotide messenger RNA. Lineage: Eukaryota; Metazoa; Arthropoda; Insecta; Lepidoptera; Erebidae. The record is from the annotation of a GenBank genome assembly.